Molecule: messenger RNA, 7042 nt
Organism: Bacillus rossius redtenbacheri
Lineage: Eukaryota; Metazoa; Arthropoda; Insecta; Phasmatodea; Bacillidae
Product: ras-related protein Rab-18-B-like
Exons: 5
Coding region: 161-781 (206 amino acids)
Biological process (GO): vesicle-mediated transport
Cellular component (GO): Golgi apparatus
Molecular function (GO): GTPase activity; GTP binding
Source: RefSeq, a predicted model, not a curated record
GGUAAAAAACGCAAAUAAAAAAUGUGCUUUGUUGAUUUUGGUACUGACUGCUGAUCGCUAGUAUUUGUCGUUGUCAUUGUCAUUAAUUCAUAACAGUGCAUUAUUUAUUUUGGUUAUUUAGAUCAUUUCCUUAAUUUGAAGUUUUCGCAUAAAUUAAGAAAUGGAUGAUGAUGUGUUGACGACUCUAAAAAUAUUGAUUAUUGGUGAAACGAAUGUUGGAAAGUCAAGUCUGCUACUGCGAUUCACAGACGACAGUUUUGAUCCUGCCCAGUCGCCAACGAUUGGUGUCGAUUUCAAAACGAAAAUACUCACUACAGAUGGUAACACCGUUAAACUUGCGAUUUGGGACACGGCGGGGCAGGAGAGGUUCCGCACGCUGACGCCCAGCUACUACCGCGGGGCGCAGGGGGCCAUCCUGGUGUACGACGUGACGCGCAAGCCCACCUUCACCAAGCUGGAGACGUGGCUGGAGGAGCUGGACACCUACUCCACCAAGAGCAACAUCGUCAAGAUGGUGGUCGGCAACAAGAUCGACAAGGAGGACCGGCAGGUGAGCCGCGAGGAGGGGAUCCAGUUCGCGCGGCGGCACCAGACGCUGUUCAUCGAGGCGAGCGCCAAGACGAAGGACGGAGUGCAGUGUGCCUUCGAGGAGCUUGUGCAGAAGGUGAUCCAGACGCCUGGUCUCUGGGAGACAAUGACUGGUGGGGACACACUCGCCGUAUCGGGAGAGCAGAUGUCGGCCGUGCCCGGGUGCGGGGGCUGGAAGUGCAGUCUCGUGUAGUUUGGACCCCGCCUUGUGUAGCGUGGUGCCCCACGCCUCGCAAGAACGCCCGUCGACCUGGCAGCGACACUUCCAGCUUAUUUGUUCUUCCUUCUCUCGCCUCGAUAGUUUUGCCGCCUUAGUUCGCCUGCCUCUGAAAUGUUUCAGUUUCCGCACGCUUGUCGGAGGGUAGAACACAAACGCUGAGCCUCGUAGUUGAACGACUGACGAUAACCCAGCAUUUAUAUUGGCAGUCUGUCAUUCACGGGAUUGGAACGUUGAGUUUAAGAAUUUUUUUUUUACACGUCUUUAUUUUUUUUUUGGAAGUGUGCUAGAUUGUGCGUUAGCUUGUAAUAUUUGUUGUUGUGUCAAUAUAAACUUGUGGAUCGUUAACCAGUGUGAAUAGUGCGAUAUAUGGUAAUGUUGAUGCUACGGCAAGUAGGAGUGUUUUUAGGUGCUGGCACCAGCAAGAUGGAAAGUUUGUGCACAAGUUGUUAAACUGCCUUCUUCACACAUCACCGGUAUUUCAGUCUCUUCUAUCAUGACAAAUGGUUGUGAUUUUGUGUGGGAAGUAUGAUAAUGACUUUCUCUCAAUUUUCAUGUGCUUAUUUAAAUUUUCUUAUAAAUAAAAAGUACAGAGUUAAAGAAUAUUAGGUUUUGUUGGCAAAAACAGUGUUUCAGUGAGUGUUGGCCGAGACAUAAAGUUGCUCUAUAAUAAAGCAUCAGUUCAGUAACCGUGGAACCCUUAUACAUCUCCCUGAUUUUACAUGUCCCCACAUUUUUCACUUUUUCCCCUGUUCGAGUAAUGCUGAUAUAGUAUAAAUUUAAAUCUGUUAACUGAUUGUGUAUUUUACAGUUUUUGCUUGAAAAGUAAAAAUAAAAAAAAUUAAGGGGUUAUUACUUUGGUACCUACGUUGUCUUAGGGACGAAUUCCCUACCACGUAAGAAAGCAUUUAAACUGAAUGUAGGUGUACGCAAUGUAAAUUUUGUUCAGUCAAAUGCAUAUGCUUGCUGCUGACUAUUGCAGGUCUGCAUUUUCACGCUUCCUGUAGUCUUUCUGUAUUGUACCGUCCUGCGGGACCAAUUAUAAUUGCCUGGCAGAGGGACUACGGUUUCAGAUGGCAGAAAGAACUAUUGGUGAGAUCUUCGAUACCCGCAGAUAAAUAUCGUAUUGCACGUGUUUGUGUAGUUUCUUAGUAGGGCAGUUCUGGUUCAGCCAAUCAUUCACUGGGUAUUUGCGUUUCAACCAGGCGUAUUUUGGAAUUGUGUGCUUUCUGUAUUUUUUAUCUUAAUGUAUGGGUUUACAAAUUUAUGUAUUUUGCUCUUGCACAAAUCACAGCAUGGUAGAUGGUGGGGGUUGUAACCCGGUACAAUAAUGACCAUCAUUAUCCUUGUAUCAUUCAUUGUACAUUGAAAUGGUCUGUAGUUUUGUUAACACGGUACUCUCAGAUUCAAAAAUUGAUACUCUCUAUACUAUAGAAAUCAGACAUGUAUAAAGUAUAAAUAAAAUGAUCCUGAUCUUUAAGAUUAAUAAAAUUUGGGGUGAAUUUAAGUGUAGAUGAUGUAAUCAAAGAUGAACUUAAGGCAUGAUGGAGCUGUCGUGUUGGUAAUUCUUAAAAGUGGCUCUUUUGAGUACAUCUAGUCUCUGGGAGUUAAGUUCCAUAAUCUAGCACAAAAUUCCUUUGUCGAAAAGACAUAGUAACUUUGUGCAAUCUAGUGUUUGUUACCACUAUGUACCAGUGUUUCCUUCGCAAAAAUGCCAAGUGUCGGACUGCUGUGCUGUAGCAUAGAGUGUAUAGUUUGGGCCAAACUUGUCGCAAGCUGUGCUCCGCGGUCGAAGGAAAUGCUUGGCUUGUAACGGACUGGCAGAGCCAGAUAGUAAACGGAGCCCUACGAAACCAAAUAGUGCCGACUCUGCAGGGCCUAGUUAUACAACAGCUGUUUUUUUUAAAAUGGCAAUCAUCAUUAUGAUAUAUUAAUAAUUGGGUCAAUCCUUUAAAAAUUAUUUUUCAAAUACAAAAGAAAAUUUAGCGUGAUUUUCGGAUCAGCGGUAAUCCACUGUAUCUGCAGGCAGCUUUACGUACACAUGUAUACUGUUUCGCAACUCGUUCUGUUACUUUUUGAAUAGGAAUCGAAAGACAUUUGUCUCUGCUUACUGAUCACAUUUCAGAUAACACUGCGUGUUUUACUGCAUGUCAAUUUUUUUUUUUGUUUUUUCCACAUUUUACUGCUUGGCUUCAUCACUUGUUAAGCACUGCAUGGUGAGUGUAUUUUGAAAAGGUUUAGCACUCAACGAAAAAUGCCACUCCCAAGGAUAGUUUCUAACCUCCUUGGCCGCUCCUCACUUAUGCAUAUUCCCUUCCCCUUCUCCCCCUUUCAUCCUGCUUACCCCCCACGCUCCCGACCCUGACACUGACAGCUCUUAACGUUUAGCCCGCACUAUACCUGCACUCUUAACCAACUUUGUGAUAUUAUUCGGUGUCUACUAGUCUGCAGCAGUCCCAAGUAUACAUUUCCAGCAGACAUAUAGGUAGAGACAAGAUUUUAUGGUUUUCAUUUUUAGUUUAAUUUCGUUUUUAAAACAAAGAUUUUGGUUUUUAUUGUUUUUCAUUUUUAUAAAAGCUGUUGAGUAAUACUUACUCCACCGUAAAAUAUGCUGCAUUUUUAUGGUAAUAAUAAUGUUAGUAAUUUGGUUUAAAACAGAUUACAUUCAGAACAAUAAAAAUAAAUUAGGUAGCAUUUAUAGUUUAAAAUUGAUUAAAUAAGAGAUGGACGAUAAAACUAAUUAAAUUAAUUUAUCUGGUACAUGGACUUUGGUACGAGUUUUUGCACGGAAAUGACAUUCCCUGAAUGUCAAAACAUUAAAAGAUUUUUUUUUAUGAUUUUAAUUAAGUUUUGGUUAAAUGCUACUUAAUUCCAUGAUACAACUUGCAUUUUGAUGCUACAUGGUGCAUUAACUUGCGUUUCGAUGUUAUGCAGUGUUUUGACAGGCUUUUUGGAGUUAUUUCGGUUUUAUCGCAAUUCACCAUAUAAUCUUGUCCCUACGAAUAGGAUAUUAAAGUCACCCUUCUGAGUUAUCUCGUAGCUGUAUCUGUUUUUAACAUUCAAAGGUUUUUUUUUAUUCUGUUGUAAAUAAUGUGCGGUGAAUGUGAAAUGUCACAUUCUGAGCCUAUCCACCUGAGUAAUCCUUAAUGUUUUAAAAAUAUACAUAGUUGGAAAUGCCAGUGUUUGAUAAUUACUCGAGAAAAAAAAAGUGUCAAAGAAAUGGAUAUGAUGACAACCUACAAUAGGCUUGACAAGUUAUCGAGACAAAGAAGUAUCCGAGGUUUGGCUUAGUCUAUGAUUUAAGCAGAAACUUUACAUGGCUCAAGUAUGAAAUUUUCGCGAGCAUGAUGGUAUCAGGGGACUGAUGCAGUCAGCUAAUGCUAAGUGUGAAUGCUAGUGCAGGCAGCUGUCUACUUUUGAACGAGUUUUCGGGAAAAUGAGAAUGAAAGAUGUGCUUUAUGUGGGAGUGGAACCAUCUAUGGACGUAUGUAUAAUACAGUAGAACCCUGUAUAAGGUUCCUGUUUGUUAACAUAAGCGAACGACAAAAAUUCACGGUCCAUUACAGUUCAUGUUUUUAUUUUUUCUGCUAAUAACAUCGUAAAAAUAAACUUUUAAAGGGGAAAAAUUAUUUUUUAUUUUAGCAUACAGAAUGCCACCAAAUUUAGUUGUAGCUGCUUAUGUGUAUUAAAACAGCAUAUUAAUUGCAAGAAUGAUUUGUAAAAAAAAAACUAUAAAUUAUGCUCCAAUAGGGGCAAAUACCUAUCUUUAAGCAGCACCUAAUUCAUUUUGGUUGUUCUUACAUGAUAGGUAUCAGAAAUUCAGUGAAGGUAUGUUAAUGGUUCCAGGAAAUAAAAUAGUAUUUAUAAAUAAAUAGUAAUAAUAAUAAUGUUCAAAAUUCCUUAUGUGAUGUCUUGUCUGUAAAAUUAUAAAUAAUAAUAAACUAUUAUUUAAUCUUGGAAGAGAGACUCUGGAAAUAUUGUUUCUGCUUAUAAGAUUUUUCUGCAUAUAACAUUAUUUUUACCUUACUUUUCAUUAUCAUAGGUUUCUACGAUGAACACUAGGAUUGAACUUCUGAAAUUUUUUUCUGUUCGCAAUGACAUUUAUUUAUCGCAUUUACAUAACCUGUAAAGCUGUGUGGCCAUGGGAGGGCUCGUUGCUGAAACCCUGGUCUCAAGUCUGCGAGCUCCGAGUUGGUACCCAAGUGUUUCAAGCCCACUGUAGUCUUGGGGGCCCAGUCGCCUUAAUGCCGGUUCAGAAACUACCCACGGGAUUCAGUGAUGUUGCAACAUGCAACCAAUGCAAGAAAAUCACAGUUGUUAUAAGGCACGAAAUUCGCAACUUAAAAUUGUAAAAAACAGUAGAAAACAAAUUUUUUGUACCUCAGGCUUCUUUUGAUAAUUUCACUUUUGUUUUGAAAACAUAUGAAACUGUCAUUUUUGACAUAAAAGUGUUAUUUUCUUCCACUGUGCAAAGUUUAACAAGUGAAAACGUGAUGUAUGUAAUAAAAUAAUCAUUGUUGUCUUCCAUGCACAUAACAUCUACAUCUUAAAGAUGUUGUCGGAAAAAAAUCACUUCAAAUAUGAAAGGCAGAAAACGCAAGCCAAAAUUGCAGAUGAUUUUGUUUCGUUUUGGCAUCUUGCUUAGUUUUUAAACUGGUAUUUAAUAAAUUUUAUUUAUUAAAUUUUUGUAUCUGGCAUUUCUUGCACAGUUUAUAAACCUGGCCUAAACCUCAAUGCAUAACUGUGUGAUGUAAAAUCUAAUGAAUAAAAAAAAUAUAUUUACAGCAAAAUGAGAAAAAAAGUUUAUUUAACAUCCUAAUUAGAUAAAUGAUUAAAUUACAUAUUCAUUGAGCAGAAACCAUCUUUCAGUAGGAAAUGUUAUUGAAAGAAUUAUGCUCCAAGAACAACGUUUGAUACCUCUAUUUUUAGAAACUAUUUUUUUUAUUACUAACGUGAAGAUUUACAUACUUCAUUCUUGUCCCCCUCAAAUGUGUUUAAUCUUGAACUAAAAGACUCUAAAUUUUGUCUAAGAGGUUUUUUUUACCACUUGUAUACUCUCAUACACUUGUAUGCUCUCAAAAUACUUGAAUUAUUUACAGACCAGAUAUAAUUUUAAGUAUAUAUUCUUAUAUUUAUUAGAAUUUGAACUUUUUUAUAACUUAGCUUGACUAAAGUAAAAUAUGUGUUUCCAAAGCUUAGGUACUGUGUAUUGGCUGGUUGUGACAAUUUGGUUUGUUUGUUCAGUAAUCAUCUUUGAUUACUACUGCUCUGACUACAUAAAAUUUUCCAUAAAUCUCAACUUUGUUUAAGCAUUUAAAUAACUACUAAAUAAAUAUAUUAUAUAUAAUUAUUUAGAAUGUUUUAAAUUAUACAAACUAUGUUUAAGAAACUUCUGAUUUUAAAGUUGUUAUUUCUGAGAUGCAAGUUUUUCAUUCUAAACUGAUUUCUCCUAAUUAUUGUCCAUGUAAAGUUAGCUGCAAAAUAAAUACAGAAAUGUGAGUGACUUUUGCAGGACUUAGGCAUGAGUUAUCAUUGAGUGCAGUUUGUGUUUGUUAAAACUUAAGAUUAUGAUUAAGUAGCCCAAUUACCCCUUCUAGUUUAUUUGAAUUUAUUGAAGAAUUGCAUUUGGUAGUAGGAAGAAUGUUUAUGCUGUUUGAUUGUUUUUGUAGUAAUUUUGUGAUAGCUAAAUAAUUAUAUCUUAAUAAAGAUGGUUCUUUACAAUACUGUUUAAACUAUUUUUGUUUGCAGUUUAAUAUUUAUGUAGCAAAACUAUUACCACUAUACUAAAGUUUUGACAAUUUUAAAAGUUUUUUACAUAACAAUGGUUUGAAGGGAAAGGGUAAAAUACGUUGUAUUUAAUUACACUAUAAUAAAAAAUAUAUGCAUAUGUGCUGCCAUACUUGUAAUACAACCUUUUUGCGAAAUAAUUAUUUUUAAUGUUUUAUACUUCCAAUAUUGUACGAAUUUUCAUGCAUUGUGUUACAUUGUAUUAUCAUACAAAUGUUAUAAUUUUAUUCAUAUGUUGUUUGUAAACUUUUUUGUGAUGUCCAAAUUCAGGCAUUUUGAAGCUGUCAGGCUGUGUGUACGAGGUGUAUGUGUUCUCUCACGAAUGCUACAUACCGGAAACAGAUAAGAGGAUGUAUUUACAUUCGCUUUAUCUUAAAAUCUAUUAAUUAAGUGUUAACUGUUAAUAUCAGUAAUUUUGUAUAUAAUAAAUGUAUGCACACAAAAUACAAA